AUGUUUCAUCGGCACUUGUGUAAACUCUGCUCCAAGACGCCCUCUGCAGCCACGCUGGCCUCACCACUCGGCAAACUGCAGGAAGAGAGGGGGGAGGGUGUCGCAAAAGACCCGAAAAAGGACAAGCAGCACAGACAAAUAUUUUUGCAAAAGUUCCGUGAGCGACUGGACAGCGACACGACGGGCAAAAACACACUGGCCGGAUUUAUUGACCUUCCCGAGGGGAUUUCGCCGACGAUGGCGGCGGUUGGCCCGCUGAAACGGGGCGAGGAGCCGCUGCCGCCGUGGUUGAAGAUGAAGGUUGCGAAGGGCGUCUCACGGCUUCCGCGCUUCAACAGGAUUCGAAAUUCCAUGAGAGAGAAGCGCCUGGCGACAGUGUGCGAAGAAGCCAAGUGCCCCAACAUUGGCGAAUGCUGGGGUGGGGACGAGGAGGAGGGCACCGCGACGGCAACGAUCAUGGUUAUGGGAUCGCAUUGCACACGAGGUUGUCGCUUCUGUUCUGUGCUGACGAGCCGCACGCCGCCUCCACUUGACCCAGACGAGCCGCAAAAAGUUGCAAACGCUGUCGCAGAGAUGGGAGUUGAUUACAUUGUUAUGACGAUGGUUGAUCGUGACGAUUUGACUGACGGUGGGGCUGCACAUGUUGUGCGGUGUGUGAAUACCAUUAAGGAGAAGAACCCGUUGUUGCUCCUCGAGGCUUUGGUGGGCGACUUCCACGGCGAUCUUAAACUUGUGGAGACGGUCGCCUUAUCGCCGCUUAGUGUUUAUGCACACAACAUUGAGUGUGUGGAGCGUAUUACACCAAAUGUGCGGGAUCGGCGCGCCUCGUAUCGUCAAUCGCUCAAAGUACUUGAGCAUGUCAACUCCUUUACUAAGGGCGCGAUGCUCACAAAGAGCAGCAUCAUGUUGGGUCUCGGUGAGAAGGAGGAGGAGGUGAGACAAACCCUUCGAGACCUGCGUACUGCCGGUGUUUCAGCGGUAACACUCGGCCAGUACUUGCAACCAGCACGCACGCGUCUGAAGGUGAGCAGAUACGCACACCCAAAGGAGUUUCAAAUGUGGGAGGAAGAGGCAAUGGCGAUGGGUUUCUUAUACUGCGCCUCAGGGCCACUGGUGCGUAGUUCGUAUCGGGCGGGGGAAUAUUAUAUCAAGAGCCUUGUAAAGCAACGCGGAGCCGCCGCCACAAAAUCGAAUACCACUACCACUACUACUACUACUACUACUACUACUACUACUAACACCGCAUCACUUGCCGCUGCUACUGUGACGGAUUCGGCGACAUUGCAGGGAGAAUAA
Trypanosoma cruzi is the source of this 1296-nucleotide messenger RNA. RefSeq names its product lipoic acid synthetase, mitochondrial precursor, putative. The transcript has a single exon. The record is from RefSeq and is a predicted model, not a curated record. Gene Ontology annotation, biological process: lipoate biosynthetic process. Gene Ontology annotation, molecular function: 4 iron, 4 sulfur cluster binding; lipoate synthase activity. NCBI's taxonomy places the organism in Eukaryota, Euglenozoa, Kinetoplastea, Trypanosomatida, Trypanosomatidae. Gene Ontology annotation, cellular component: mitochondrion. The coding region runs from base 1 to 1296 and encodes 431 amino acids.